Molecule: messenger RNA, 1354 nt
Organism: Panicum virgatum (switchgrass)
Lineage: Eukaryota; Viridiplantae; Streptophyta; Magnoliopsida; Poales; Poaceae
Exons: 2
Coding region: 1-909 (302 amino acids)
Biological process (GO): chloroplast organization; regulation of DNA-templated transcription
Cellular component (GO): chloroplast
Molecular function (GO): double-stranded DNA binding
Source: RefSeq, a predicted model, not a curated record
AUGAGUGCAAUUCGUUAUAAUGAUAAAAAUAUAAAAACCUCCCUAAUCGCCAACCCUGACAAGAUCAUCCGACCCAAGCUCCGGUUCUUCGACUCCCUAGGCAUCGGCGCCUCCGUCCUUACCCAGUCGAACGUCCUCACGCGCAGCCUCGGCAAGUUCCUCGUACCCUGCUUCGAGUUCCUCCGCGGCAUCGUCGGCACGGACGCCAACCUCCGAACCGCCUUCUCCAAUAAGCCGUCCCUUCGUGGAUUGGUCCAGAAGAAGCUGCGCCCUGCCGUGGAAAAUUUGCGCCGCCACGGCCUCUUGGAUGAGGCCAUAUCGAAGCUAAUCGUCCUUAAUAUGGGCAUCCUCGGCAUGGCGCCCAACCGCAUCGCCGGCAUCUUUGAGGAACUUGAAGCGCUUGGCCUGCCCAUCACGGACCCCUGCUUCGUCGGGUGCUUCGCUCAGAUGAGUGGACUCAAGCGGGAGACAAUUCGGCGUCGGGUGGCGCUGUACCAGAGCUUUGGGCUUUCUCAGUGCCAGGUUGCCAGGGCAUUCAUGGCUCAGCCCCGGAUAUUGGGGCUUUCAGAUGGGAACAUCCAGAGGAAGCUCCACUUCUUCCGAGACGAGCUAAAGAUCGCUCUGCCUCAGGUGAUUGCAAUGCCUAAAAUCUUGACAUUUAGCGUGAAGAAUAUCCUCCCGAAAUGUGCUGUGCUGAGCUUGCUAAUGAGGGAAGGGAAGAUUCAGAGAGGCAUAAAUCCGUUUGGUCGUUUGGGCCUAUCUGCCAAGGAUUUCUCUGAGAGGUGUGUGAAGAAGUAUGAGAAGGAUGUGCCAGAUGUUGUUAGGGCAUAUGAGGGGAAGUUAAAAUUCGAAGGGUUCAUGGAUCAGGAUAUUGAACCUGCUUGCAGAAGCCAGGCACUAAUUUUCUAGGUUAAAAUCGCUGUAGGUGAUUGCACAGCCGAAAAUCUUGGCAUUCAACAUGGAGAAAAAAUAUCCUCCUGAAAUGUGUUGGUCUUAACGCGCUGAUGAAGGGAAGAUUCAGGGAGACAUCUGCCCAGUCCUUUGGGUGCGUCCAGAAAGUUUUCACUGAAAGGUAUGCGAAGAAGUGUAAGAAGGAUGUGCCAGAUGUUGUUAGGACAUGCGAGGGGAAGAUUCAAUUCAAAGGAUUCAUGGAGGUAUUAAAAUUUGCUAAAGCCUGGCACCAGUCUUCUAGGGUAAUGUCUGUGUCUGUGUAGGUAAGAAGUGUGCUAGGAUCAACCCAGAUGCUAGUUCUCAUGUCAGGAUUAUUGUACAUAGUCUCAGCAUGUCACAAUCUUACCCUAUUUAUUGACAAGCUGAUCCUAGCUCUAUAAUUCUAGCUUUCUUUGUUCGGCCA